Messenger RNA from Alternaria postmessia, 1008 nucleotides. RefSeq lists its product as uncharacterized. Bases 1 to 1008 code for a protein of 335 amino acids. Gene Ontology annotation, molecular function: oxidoreductase activity. The transcript has 2 exons. Gene Ontology annotation, cellular component: mitochondrion. The record is from RefSeq and is a predicted model, not a curated record. NCBI's taxonomy places the organism in Eukaryota, Fungi, Ascomycota, Dothideomycetes, Pleosporales, Pleosporaceae.
AUGAGAGCAUGGCAAUGGUCGACAUGUGGUACCACGCUUGAGGAGGCGAUAGAGCUCAAAGACUCAGUCCCACUGCCGACAUCGAAGUGGCCCCUCACAGCUGGAGAGUCUCUUAUUCAAGUUCACGCUGCUGCUCUAAACCCUGUCGACUACAAGCUAGCAGAGCUGCCAGUGGUUGGACGAAUGGCCAUCCCGAAACCAGCAACACCCGGGCUUGAUUUUGCUGGAAGGGUUGUCCAAGAAGGACCCGGCUGCAGUGUUAAGGUUGGGCAGAUGGUAUUUGGCAAACUCGAGCCAAAGCAACAGUUUGGCACACUCGGGGAAUACGUUAUCGGUUCAAAAGCUGGGACAGUGCCGAUACCUAGUGGCGUGUCUGUAGAGCAAGCAGCAACGCUAGGGGUUUGUGGACUUGUGACGUAUCAGUGUCUUGCUCCAAAUGUGAGAGCUGGUGACCGAGUGUUCAUCAAUGGUGGUUCGGGAGGUACGGGAACAUUUGCCAUACAGAUCGCCAAAGCUUUGGGAUGCCAUGUUACUACAACUUGCUCAGGUGCAAACACCCAACUGUGCAAGGAUCUUGGAGCCGAUGAGUUGAUUGACUAUCGUGAAAACGAUGUUUCUACUCUUCUCGCAAGCAGCUCGAAGCACUAUGAUAUGGUUCUCGAUAACGUCGGCCACCAGUUCGAGCUCUACUGGAAAUCCCCCUCCUUCACGAAGCCUGGAGCGAAGUACGUCCAGAUCGGGUCCCAGGUCAGCUUGCCCUUCAUAUAUGACCUCGCUUUCCGCUUCUUGGUACCCAUGUGGCUUGGAGGCGGGCAACGGCCGUUCUCAUUCGGUCUUGCUUCUACAAAUUACGAUGACUUCAUCAAGUUAGGCAAACUUGUCGCGGACGGCAAAGUGAAGCCUGUCGUGGACGAAGUUUUUGCAUUCAACAAUGUACAUAGAGCAUACGAGAAGCUCAGGACCGGCAGGGCGAAGGGCAAGAUUGUAGUCAGGGUGAGAACCGAAUAA